GCAGAGUCGGAAAUAGUGGAUCAUUUUUCUUAUCGAAGCUGGUCGGCGCCGAUAGCGGGACCUCGUUGGGCGGCGCCACCCCUGUCAGAAAUUCUCGAGCGUCAAAGACAGUGGGAGCUCCCCGGCCUUCAGUUCAACCGCGGCAUUCUCAGUCGCGUGAACGCCGAGAUGAGACGGCCAACCCGGCUUUCGGAAAUUCGUGCGGCAGACUGAACAUGAUUAGAUAUCGUGUCGCCAGGAGCCAGGACAGCCAGGUCAUAUGCGCCGCCUGCGCCCUGGCUCUCCGCGUAGGCGCCAUAAGGCUCGCCCAACAGCCCACUGCCCGGCACCACCGAUGGUACUCCGUCGCCGACGCACCCCGCCCCAACGACGAUGGGCCGCGGCCCGGGGAGUCCUCCGACGCCCCCGCCAACCCCUCAUCUUCCUCUCAGAACUCGGGUUUCGCAAGCAGACCAAUAACCGGCAAGAAACUCUUCGGACAGAGGCAAGGCCAGGCGAGAACCUCAACUCCUCGGCUAGUCAGCGACCGCGACGACUUCCUUCUACCCCAUGAGCUGGCCGCGCGCCAGGCGGCACUCGACGAAAGGCCGAGGCCGCCUCCCCCUGAGCAGAGGCCGCCUCCUCCUGAGCAGAGACCGCCUCCCCUUGAUCAGAGUGCGCUAUGGUCACGGCCACGGCCACUGGAGCGUGCUCCUUCCACACAAGAACCCCAAGCUCGCGGGAGGAGCCCACUACCAUUGGGGGUUGGGUUCGAGCCUGUCGAGCCUCUGCGCCCAAGAAACAACUUUGGACAUACGGGGCCACGCAAUCCACCAUCACGCCCAGAUAUAUAUCCGAGGAAGGAUCUAGGUCCGGCCAGGGAGACGAAGCUUGACGGCGAGCGAGAAUGGUCACAGCUCUCGAGGCCGAUACAGAGCUCGGGCGACACUAGCUCCACGGACUUUGUUCCCAUGCAACAAAAGAAUCCUUGGGCUGUGGGAGGGCUGGGAUUCCUGGCCUCCAAGCUCGGCGAGGAAAAGUCCGCUGGAAAAGGCAAAGGGUUUGGUUCCAUACUCGACACCUUGCGUAACGCAAACUCUGGGGCCUCAUCAAGGCCAUCAACAACGCCGCCCAACCAGCCCAGACGUGCCCCCACGUUCGGGAGGCCGCGUGAUGGUGACAAUGCAAGGGCUGGCGUGAGGCCCCCGCUUGAUUUAGAUGACAGCCUCCUAAGACCGUUUUCUAGACCUACAAAUGCUACCGUGAAGCCGCCGGAACCUGCAGAUGAAGAAGAUUUCUUCUCCCAGUUCGACAAAAAGACUGCCGACAAUACCAGGCCCAGACAGUUUGAACGCCCGAGGCCUGGCCCAGCCCCUGUGGCCGGAGACGACUUGUUCAAGCCCGAUAAGCAGGCCAAUGGCGGGCCUGAAGGCGCCUCCAUUGAUGAGGACGACUUCUUCAGACAGUUCGACAAGCGAAACAGCGCUAAACCAGCCCCAAGUCGACCCAAGAGUAAUAGGGUCAAGGUCGCUGAUUUCCCCAUGGCUGAGAACAUUGCGGUAGCAAAACCGGCGCCGGUGGAACCAGAAGAAUCCUCGGAGUGGGCCAAGGAACCAGCUGUGAAGAACACACUCGUUCUAGACUCGGCCGAGCAUGAUGUGGUUGAAGAGAGGUGGUCGAGGCGGAGAGAGCGACCAGAGAAGACUAAAACGAAGCCCAAGAACAUGAGGAGACGCGGCAGCAAUGACGAAGAUGGCUGGGAUGAGGAAACUGCGCGAAUAGCCGAGGAGCGACGUCUCCGUAAAGAGGAAAGGCAGGCAAUGAAGGAACAGCAAGCACUGGAAAGGCUGGAGGCCGCAUCUGCCCCGAAGCCCAUCUUGGUACCCGAGUUCAUCACAGUGGCGAAUCUGGGCGAGGCUCUCGGAUUCAAGACGGACAAGUUUCUUGAGGAGCUUACCAACUUGGGGUUUGAGGAGAUCACGGACGAGAGCGUUAUGACGGGCGAGACUGCCGCGCUCGUUGCCCAAGAGUUUGACUUCGAGCCGACUAUUGACGACGGCCACAAGGUUGACUUGAGGCCCCGCCCGGCGCCCGAGGAUCCCUCGCUGCUCCCGCCACGACCCCCCAUCGUGACCAUCAUGGGCCACGUCGAUCACGGGAAGACCACCAUGCUGGACUGGUUGCGCAAGUCCUCCAUCGCCGCGGGCGAGCAUGGUGGCAUCACGCAGCAUAUUGGUGCAUUCUCGGUGUGUCUGUCGACUGGCAAGCAGAUAACGUUCCUCGACACCCCCGGCCACGCCGCCUUCUUGACCAUGCGGCAACGCGGAGCCAACAUCACCGACAUUGUCAUUCUGGUGGUGGCCGCGGACGACAGCGUGAAGCCACAGACUCUCGAGGCCCUCAAGCAUGCCCAGAACGCCAAGGUGCCGAUAAUAGUUGCAAUCAACAAGGCCGAUAAGCCCGAGGCGCGGGUGGAGCAGGUCAAAUUUGACAUCGCGAAUAACGGGGUCGAGCUCGAGCAGUUCGGCGGCGAAGUUCAAGCUGUGGCGGUGAGCGGCAAGACUGGCCUGGGCAUGAAAGACCUGGAGGAGAGCAUCGUCACCCUCGCCGAAGUCCUGGACAUGCGAGCCGAGCUGGACGGCAUGGCCGAGGGCUGGAUCCUGGAGUCCGGCAUAAAGCCACUUGGCCGGGCGGCUACGGUACUGGUGAAGCGAGGCACGCUUCGCAAGGGCGACAUCAUUGUAGCAGGGAGCGUGUUUGCCAAGAUCCGUUUCAUGAUGGACGAGUUCGGUAAAGAGUUGAAGGAAGCACCACCAGGUACGCCGGUGGAGGUAUUUGGCUGGCGCGACGCCCCCUUGGCAGGGGACCAGGUGCUGCAGGCGCCGGACGAGGACAAGGCACGGCAGGCUAUCAAAUACCGCGUGGACAUGGCGGCUUGGCAGAAGACCGCGACCGACAUCGCCGAGCAAGAGAGGCGCGACAGGGAGAAGGCCGAGGCCGACGCGCUCGCUGCGGAAUUGGCAGAGCUUGGCGAGACGGGCGACGAAGACGGGGCGGCCGAGGCUGCGCCGACAGGGCCCAAGAUCGUCAACUUCGUCAUCAGGGGCGACGCCCUGGGCUCGGUCGAGGCGGUCAUGGGCGCCAUCAUGGAGAUUGGCAACAAUGACGUGCGCGCCCGGGUGCUGCGGUCGAACCCCGGGCAGGUCAGCGAGUCGGACGUGGAGCACGCGGCGACGACGGGCAGCGCCAUCAUCAACUUCAACAGCCCCAUCCCCGCGCACAUCCAGCGGCUGGCCGACGCGUCGGGCGUGCGGGUACUGGACUACUCGGUCAUCUACCACCUCGUGGACGCCGUCAAGGCGCUCAUGUCGGAGCAGCUCCCCGAAGCCGUGUCGUACAAGGUGCUCGGCGAGGCCGAGUUGCUCGAGGUCUUCCCCAUCAACAUCCGGGGGCGCGUCUACAAGAACAUUGCCGGCUGCAGGGUGCGCAACGGGCAGCUGCUCAGCAACGGAACGUACCGUGUGAUGCGCGGCAAGGCGAAGAUCUUCGACGGCAAGCUCGAGUCGCUCAAGCAUGGCAGGAAGGAGGUUACCGAGAUCAAGAAGGGCUCCGAGUGCGGUAUUGGGUUUGACGGGUUCCAGGAUCUGAAGGUGGGUGACCAGAUCCAGAUGUACGAGACCGUCAGGGAAAAGCAAUACCUGUGAGAUAUAGGUGGGGAAAGAAGAGGGAUACAUAAAAACCUGGGAAUAUCUGUCAAAGCACGGAGGGUAGCGGCGGCGCUUCCCUCGACGCCUGGUGCAUUUACAAGGGAAGGGCACUUUGGGACCAUUGUAUAUUAUGUAAACCUAAGAAACCAUCCUCGGACGGCCGGUCAGACCAUGCAUCCGCGUUGCGGGCAGUCCCUCGCGGGCCACAGCUCACCCCCUUCGAGGCGCCGAGAGGGAAGAUGACGUAAAAGUCCGGGUCGUGACGGCGGCGCGAGCCCUCUCCUUUUCAAGCUUGGCGAGCCCGACUCUAUCGGUCAGGGGGGUGGCAGCCAUGAUACCGUCGAACUCGUCAUUGUCGGAGCCGUUGUCCGAGUCCGGCUCGACGCCGUCGUCGGGCGCGAGGUGCUGCGGCCGCGGUAUGGUUGCUGGGGCAGGCUUCUGGCCCAUGUCGGCCGGGUUCGCGAAGGGCUUCGAUGCCAGCACCUUUCUGCGGAUAUCCUCCAUGGCGGCGUCGUCGUCGGAAUCGUCGGAUAUGGCGAACGGGUCCUUUUCUGCAUCGUCCUCCUCGGCUGCUGCUGCUGGCGGCUUGGAUGAUGCUGGGGGUUUCUUCCCCAGAAAUAUCCCGUCAACCUCGUCCUCGCCACCCUCGCCGUCCGCAUCCUCAUCGUCCUCGUCUGAAUCGGGCUCGGAGUCCACGACGGGCCUGCGGUUCAUGUUGCCGCCCUUCCACAGGUCAGCACCGUCGGCAGCAUCCAGACGGCUCUCGGCGUACUCCCUCUCGAGCGUCUCCAUCCACUCCUCCUCGGCCUGCUUGACCUCCUUGGCGUCGGCGCAGGCGGCGUACCGCUCGAACAGGGUCGCAUUGAUGUCGAGGAAGGCGUCGCCGUACGAGAAGGGCGCCAGGACCUCGACGGCCCAGUCGCGGUGGCCGCAGAUGGCGAAGGCGGCGGCCAGGGCCUCGACGCAGUUGAGGCGCCAGGGCUUGCCGUAGUUGACCGUGUUUGCGGCGACGAGGUAGGGCAGCAGGCGCUCGCAGCGGCCGCCGACGCGGGACCACUGCACCUCCUUUGUGCGGGCCCACGAGCACUCGACGACGGCGGCGCCGUGCGCCUCGAGGGCCUCGCGGUCGGCGGGCGACACGACCGUCUUGCCGUUGGGCGUGAUGACGACGCCCGGGUGGCGCUGGCCGACCGACAGGGGCCGCAUCAGGCCCAGCCUCAUGAGCUUCUUGCCCGAGCACCGCUUGGGGUCGCAGUGGCCCAGGUCCCAGCACGCGGCCUUGAAGGACGGCGCCUGGCCCCUGCCGCCGCCGCGCCGCGCCGACGAGGCGUUGCCGCCGCCGUCGCUGCCGGAGCCCUCAUCGCCGGAGCCCUCCCCGCCGCCGUCUUGGCGCCGGGGAGGGGGGCGGGCCGACCGCGGGGGGCCGUAGUGAAGGCGCUUGCCCUUGUUGUUGUGGUCCUUUUUAUGCCUGACCAUGGCUGGUGUAUAGCAACUAUGCCGGCGACAGGAUUCAGGAGGGGCCAAGGUAGGAGCGAGGUCUUGGUUCCCGGGUUUGGGGUUGAUGAAAUUCGCU
Molecule: messenger RNA, 5259 nt
Organism: Gaeumannomyces tritici R3-111a-1
Lineage: Eukaryota; Fungi; Ascomycota; Sordariomycetes; Magnaporthales; Magnaporthaceae
Exons: 3
Coding region: 216-3683 (1155 amino acids)
Biological process (GO): translational initiation
Molecular function (GO): GTP binding; translation initiation factor activity; GTPase activity
Source: RefSeq, a predicted model, not a curated record